Molecule: messenger RNA, 3454 nt
Organism: Drosophila ficusphila
Lineage: Eukaryota; Metazoa; Arthropoda; Insecta; Diptera; Drosophilidae
Gene: Fbp1
Product: fat-body protein 1
Source: RefSeq, a predicted model, not a curated record
UGUGUUCUAGCAAGCUAAAUCCAUCAGAUUCCUUCAACCAGGAUCAGUAAUUCUCAAUCAAUAGGAGAGAUUAACCAGCAAGAUGAUCAGGAUUCUGCUGUUGGUGGCCUUUGCUGGCCUUGUGGCUGCUGGAAGGAUAGCUGUGAAUCCGGAAAGGAUUCAGGGUAUUGACCGCAUGUCCUUGGAGGAUCUGCAGCGACAGAAGUUCAUCCUGGACAUCGUUCAGAAUAUCCGCCAGCCUCUGCAGCAAAACGAACUCAUCCAAUUGGAUCAGGGUUUGAUUGUGGACAGCCAGCGUUAUCGCGGUGGAAUCGACGGGGAAAUGCAGCGCGUCAUUGACUUGGAUCGCCAGCGUCGUCUUCUGGAUGAGCACCAGGUUUACUCCGUUGCUCGUUUGGAGGAUGUGGAACAGCUGCGUGGCAUUUACCGCCUGUUGGUUCGCUCCCAGGACUUCGAUACCCUGCGUCGCAAUGUUGUCUACCUCAGAAGGAAUAUCAAUCCCGUACUGCUGGUGAAUGCCUUGUCCUUGGCCAUCCGGGAUCGCGAGGACACUCGCAACCUGAUUGUGCCCGCUGUCCAGGAAUUGCUGCCCGAAUUGGUUUUGGACGAAGAGGUUGUCGAUCAGGUUCGCGGAGUUCUAAGGCAGCAAUCCCAGCGUCCUUCGCUCAUGGACAUUGUGGUGCCGCAACAGCGUGGCAUUAAUCCCGUGAUGAGCAUCCUGAUGCCCUGGCGUGGAAUCCACAUGCAGAUGGCUCUCAUGAGGCAGCAGCAGUUGCAGCAACAGAAGUUGCAACAACAGCAGAACCUUGUGGGCCAAAAGCGAGUGGUUAUUCGUGCCGAGACCCCCGGACAAAUCGAAGGAACUUCCCUGCUUACCGAAGACAUUGACCUGCGCAACUUUGUCCAGAAUCUCAUCCAGGAAGUGGCCCUGCUGGAGGAUGUCAACCAGGUGGAGCAAAUCGACAGGGAUCAAGAGGAGCAAUUGAUUGGUCGUCAAAGCCAAUAUAACAACAGGCAGAGGGAAUUGGAUCAGGAUAUCGACAGUGACCGUCUGCUUCGCGUGAACCGUCGUCGUCUGCAGGAUCCGGAACAGGAUCGGGAGCAGGAUCAGCUCCAGAAUGUAUUUGGCAACCAGAGGGAUCGUUUCCAGCGAACCCUGCGCCGCGAUGAUGAUAAUGAUGAUGACGAUGACAACGAUGAUGAUGUUCGCAGGGGACGCGUGCAACUGGAACGAGGUUAUAGCCAAGGAGGUCUUCGCAUUGGAGGAGGAGCUCGUGACCUGCCCACUGUGAAUGUGGACAGUGACCGACUGCUCCAUGUGAGCCGCCGUCGACUGAAUGCCAUCCAACAGGAGCAGGAGAAGCAGGAGCAACAGAAUCAGCGCCAGCGUUUCUUGGGUUUGGUGCGAGGUGAUCGCAUCUUUGGAGUUCAACGUCAAUACUCCAACCAGGACGAUGAGGUACAGAACCGUUAUCAAAACCAGUACCAGAACCGUUACCAGAACCAGAUCCAGUACCAGAACCAGUACCAGAACCGGUACCAGAACCAGUACCAGAACCAGUUCCAGAACGAAAGACAAGGACGUCGCUAUGGAGUCCAACAGGAUCAGUUGGAGACUGUAAAUCGCGAUGAUGAGAGUUUGGUGCACAUCAACCGCCGACGCCUCGACCAGGACAACAACCUGGACAUCCAGCAGCAGCAGGAUCACCCCCGUCGCAUUGGCUCCAUUGGCGAGGGUCGUCGAGUCCUCGAUCGUCCCAUCCAGGAUGAGGAUAUCCUAAAACUGAUCCGCGGCGAUGGCCGCCUGCAGUUGAUGAGUGACGAAGAGAUCCUUGAUAUGCUCAAGAGGAACCGCCAGCAGAAGCAGCAAAGAAACAUUAACGAUGAUGAUGAAAACGAUGAUGAUGAUGACGAGGAUGUUGAACGCCGAGUGCGAAGCCGUCGCAGCCUCCGCCAGCAAUCCAAUCUUCGCCAGCAGAACAGCCGACGUGGCGAAAUCCUUCUGCACAAUCUCCGCCAGCUGGUGGCCCGUCUCAACCAGGAGGCCAUCUCCCAGGGUGAGAGGAUCGACCAAGGACUGGGACAGCAGCAGCAGCUCAUCAACAAUCCCCGCCUGACGCAAUCCGAGCGAUACGCCCUCCGACUGAACCAAAUCCGCGUUGAUUCUCAGCGCAAUCGCGAGGUGCUCUCGCAGAUUGGCCAAAUCGAGAGGAGUCUCCAGGAGGUGAUUGGUCAGGUCUUGAACCAGGUUAACGUAAACUCCCUUCGUGGUCAGCUGGAGGACCAACGCCAGUUGGAAUCCCUGAUUGCCGAUGUCCUGCUCGGUCGCGUUGGCCAAGUGGGCAUCAUGAGCAUCAUUCGCCAAGUGGUUCAGGAUAACAAUGGCCAGCAGAUCGAUCGCAAUGGCUUGGGCAUCCGCCUCAGCGAUCCCGUGGUGCAGCACACUCUCCGUCGGAUUGUGAGGAUCGUGGACCAGCAACGCGAACAGAUCCUGGGAGCCUAUCGCCAGGAGCAACUCCAAAUGCGCGGUGUUACCAUCAACGAUGUCCGCGUGGACAAAUUGCGCACUCGCAUCGAGGAGCAGGAGUUGGAUCUAAGCAACCUGGUGGAGGAGCAGCAGGAUCGGCGAGUCCAGCAGGAGAUUGUGGGUCGCCAGCGACGUCUGAUCAGCAGGGACUUCACCAUCGACAUGGACAUCACCUCGGAUCGCGAUCAGGAGGCCAUAGUUCGUGUGUUCCUGGGACCCGCAGAGGAUCAGCAGGGCAGACAAGGAGUUUCGCUGGACGAGCGUCGACGUGACUUUGUCCUCCUGGAUGCCAUCAAUGUGCAGUUGCAGUCGGGACGCAAUCGCGUGCAGCAGAGGUCUAAUGACAUCCCCUGGACCAAACAGGAUGUUACUCCUCUGGGCGAGAUCUACCGUCAAGUGAUGCUGCAGCUGAAGAACCAAGGAAAACAGGUUUUCGGUGUUCAUGAACUCGUUGGCGAAAAUGGACGAUUCCCCGAGCAUCUGCUGUUGCCACGCGGAAGAGCCGAGGGUCUGCCCAUGCAGGUCCUGGUGGUGGUUUCCCCCCUCGACCAACAGGAGCAGGAAAUCGUUCCCGAAGUCAGCAUUGGCAUUGGAUCCGCCUCCCUGCGGGAUGUCCGCCCACUGGGUUACCCCCUCGAUCGUCCCAUCCGCGAUGAGCAGAGCCUGCUGCAACUGUCCAAUGUCCUGCUGCAGGAUGUGGUCAUCAUCCAGGAGAACUAAGAUUCCCAGUUAGGAAGUUUCAACCAACAACCGAUCGACAGGACAAGCUAUUGAAACUGGACCCUUCUGAAAAACCCAUAACGAACCCUAGAUUAAGUCAAUCGAAGUUAAAUCACUAUACAAUAGCAGCAUGUUAAAUACUCUUGUAACCAAUUUAUCUAUACUUGUUAUUAAAGUCCUCGCAAGCGAUGCAAAAAAGCAUUAAAA